AUGGAUGGAGAUUUGGGUUCAGAUUCUGAUAUUGAUAUCAAUCUUGAUGAGUUAGAUGAUAUUUUAACAUUUGAAGAUAGUGAUUUCGACUUAGUAGAUGAUAUUAAUAUUGAUGAAUUGAAUGAUGGUGUGGAUGUCAUUCCUCUUUAUGUUAAUGUUUGGGAGGAUGAGAGGAAUGGAGAUGGCAGAGAUGGGAUGAUUAAUGAAUCUGAGUUUGAUGAGAAUAUGGAUAAAGAAGAUGAGAUUUGGGCAGAAGGUGAAGGUGAAGGUGAAGGGAGUGAGUCUGAUGGGAUGAUAAGUAUUCAUUCUAGUGAUGAGGAAGCAAGAAUAUCAAGAUGGCAUGUAUUCAAUGCUAAGAGGGAUAUGAAAGACCCAAAGUUCAAGCAUGGAAUGUUAUUUACAAACAAAGAGGUGUUGAAGCAGGCUAUUAGACAAUAUGCCAUUGUUAACAAGUACAAUGUAAAGGUUGUGAGGAAUGAAAAUGAUAGGGUUAAUGCUAAUUGUUUAAACUGUGAAGGAUGGAUGAUCAGAGCAUCUACAAAUAAGAAAGAGAAGGCAAUUCAGAUAAAGAAGUUUAAGGACAAUCACAAAUGUGCUUUAGAGAUUCCACAGAGACAUAUCACUUACAAAUGGUUGAGCGAAACUUACAUAGAACACCUAGGACCAGACCCCAAAUUCUCUAAUAAGUCAUUGGCUCAUCAACUUGAGGUAGACUUUAAAACAAAGACUAGUAGGUCAAAGCUUUGGAGAGCAAGAAGGCAUGCUUUAGAAAAGGUUAUGAAAUCUGAGGUUGAGCAGUAUGGUAAACUCAGGGAUUAUGCAGAGGAGUUGAAAAAAUUUAACCCCAACAGCAGUAGAGGCUUCUUAGCUGGUUGUAGGCCUUUAGUAGGAUUAGAUGGUUGUUUUCUGAAAGGUGGAUACAAAGCACAACUCCUUGUAGAUGUGGGAAUUGAUCCAAAUGAUUGCAUAUUUCCCAUUGCAUAUGGAGUUGUAGAUGUUGAAAGCAGAGAAUCAUGGACCUGGUUUGUGAGGAACUUGUCCAUCGACUUAAAUAUUGAGAAUUCAGGCUCUUGGACAUUUAUGAGUGAUAAAGAAAAUGGACUGAUUGCUGCUCUUGAUGAACUUAUGCCACAUGUAGAGAAAAGAUUUUGUGUAAGACAUCUCUGGAAGAAUUUGUGUAGGGCAACAACUAUAAAAGGUAGCCCAGAACUAAAGGAUUUGCUAUGGAAUGCAGCAAAGACAACCUAUCCUGCAGAAUACUCUAGGAGAAUGGCUCUCAUGAAGAAAGAAGACAUCAAGGCAUGGGGGUGGCUAGAAAAUAAACCCCCUGAGAAUUGGUCCAAAUCACACUUUAGGGAUUUUUCAAAGUGUGACAUUCUCUUAAAUAACCACAUUGAAAGUUUCAACAGCUAUAUUUUGGAAGCUAGAGAUCAACAAAUUCUUACAAUGUUAGAAGUGAUUAGAAUGAAGUUGAUGAAAAGAAUGUGUUUGAAGGGGAAGGUGGCUCAUAAGUACACUGGGGCUAUUUGUCCCAAUAUCAUCAAGAAGCUUGAGAAGUAUAAGGAAUUGUCGUCUAAUUGUUGGGAAACUAAAGCUGGUGCUAGAAAAUACAGCGUUGCUGUUUGGGAGAAACUAUAUGUGGUUGAUCUAGAUGCUCAGACUUGUAGUUGUUGCCAAUGA
Messenger RNA from Salvia splendens (bonfire salvia), 1680 nucleotides. RefSeq lists its product as uncharacterized. Bases 1 to 1680 code for a protein of 559 amino acids. The transcript has 3 exons. NCBI's taxonomy places the organism in Eukaryota, Viridiplantae, Streptophyta, Magnoliopsida, Lamiales, Lamiaceae. The record is from RefSeq and is a predicted model, not a curated record.